Molecule: messenger RNA, 1860 nt
Organism: Zeugodacus cucurbitae (melon fly)
Lineage: Eukaryota; Metazoa; Arthropoda; Insecta; Diptera; Tephritidae
Exons: 4
Coding region: 451-930 (159 amino acids)
Biological process (GO): angiotensin-activated signaling pathway
Cellular component (GO): plasma membrane
Source: RefSeq, a predicted model, not a curated record
UCAACGAGAAAUUUCAGAAUCUAGUUGGACUUCCUCGCGUAAAGUUCUUUGUGUUGCUGUUGUUGACUAAUUUAAUUCGUCGCAGUGCCAUUUGAAAUAAUUUUAUUACGUACAUACAUAAAUACAUAAUUAACUUUUGAGAUACUUAACAAUUGAUUCUGCGCAUUGUGUGUAAAGAGCGAAAAUAAAACGCCACAUUAUCAAGUUAGUGAUUAUACACCUGUAGCUGGCUGAUUUGAGUGGCAAAACAUUUUCUGGUCUCAACGCGCGCGAGAGAAAAAUAAGAAAGUGGAGCAGAAUCCAAAUAAUUGCAAAAAUAUAAACAGCUGUUGCUCAUUUCGCGAUUACUGUGCAAGUAGACAAUAAAGCAUCAUCAACGAAAGUGUUUCACUGAUUAAAAAGUUUCAGAUAAACUAGAUCAGAAAUUUUUUAAAUACACACGCAAGCAGAAUGGCGGACAUAAAUGAAUUAUUGGGUUCAUCAUUUGUGCGGGUUAAGCUUGUCGCUUUCGUGCACUUCUUCUUCAUCACAAAUGCUAUGCUCGGCACCUGGGGCCAUGGUGCUUAUGAGUUCUACAAUUUCCUAUUUAUUAUUGCCAUGUUCUGGACAAUGCAUUGCAAGGAAUCCAUUGAAGCUGCACAAGUGGCACUCGUCAUUAACGUUUCCAGCAUAUUUUUCGACUUAAUCUGCAUUAUAGUCUACUUCGAUUUCAUGAAUGGUUGGGCGGUCGCUUUCUCCAUCAUAAAUUUGGUACUACGACCAAUAACUAUCCUUUUGCUGUAUCGUGAGUUCAAUGCGCGCGGCGGCAGCUUGCAAACCGGCUCAGUCUUCCCCACCACACAGCAGCGCACCUACCAGGACAUCGAUCGGCCCACACAGCCAACGCCCACAAACUCGCAACCCGGUCCAAAUGUCGCUAGUAUUUUCUAAAGCAAACGUUGCAUGUUGUUGAAGCGUCGCUGUUACAUUGCAGACGAGUAUGGAGUACGCCGAACAGACUUGGUGUAAUUCAGUUAAUUUACUAUUUACGAAAUGAAAAGUGAAACAGCGAAGAAAUGUGUGAAAUAUUGUAAAAUCUGAAUACUUCCAUGUAACCAAAAAUUCUAACAUUUCCUUAUGCGAGUACAUGUGCAUGCAGGCAUGUUUGUGUGUGUGUGUCGUUUAGACAAAUUAAUACAUUGAAAGGACUCGAAUCGGUAUAGAUGAUAUUGUAUUGAAAUGUUACAUUGAAUGGAGUAUAUGCAAAAAAUAGCGUUACAUAAUAUUUUCGCUGAUCAAAAACAAUUUUGCUAUUCCUAUUGUGUUUUAUAUUGUAAACUACCAAAAAAAAAAUUAAUUGCAAUUAGUAAAAUAAUGUUUAUCAUUUACUUUAUAUACAUUUAUAAGUCAUUUCGUUGCUAUUUUAUAGAAAAUGUUAAUAUGUAUUUGUUUUCAUUUUUUUUCAACAAAAUUGCUAUUCUUAUUACACUAAAUUAAGUGUAGUUGUUGUUGUGGUUGCCUGCAAAAUUAUAAAAUUAAAGCCAUGCGAUUUGAUUUAAUAAGUUUAAUAUUGCAUAUAAAUGAUUUCAAGCAACACACACAAAUGAAAAAUUGCAUACUUUUAGGCGCACAAUUACUUCUUUACUAGAUUCUUGCAGUCUCACCAAAUUUAAACUCUUCAUGUACAUUGAUUACACAAACGUUUUGCAAUAUUCAGUUAAUGUGUUCAUUUAAUAAAAACAUAAUUAUUGCUUUUCUAACUUAUAUCAUAUAUUCAUAAAAAGUCAAACAGCAAUCAACUAUUAACACCUAUUUAACGGUAUUGGCAAACGUUCACACGUCUUGCUGUUGGGAAUAUAAAAUAGUACCUACAUAGAUACA